GUUGUGGAAAAUGAUUCAGUUGUGCGGUGCAUUUCCACCAGUUUACAUCUAUCGGCUGCGAACUAGGAGCAAAAAGUGAUUAAAGAUUCGGGCUUAGUUUUUGAGCGGUUUGACAAAGUGGAGUAACGGCCGUUUUUUUUAUUUGUGGUUCUGAAUAGUUUUACUGUGUGGUGCUUUGCGGUAGUAAGCUGUGAAAGUGGUCUUACAUGUGAGGAUAGUUUUUGUUUGCUGGGUGAAGUGGAAGACGUUGAAGGGCACACGUGACUCCACAGGCCAGCAGUGAAAAUGAGACUCGCACGCAUAACAAAUCCGGAUGGGGUGGCACGUGGCGCUGGAUUACGGCUAGUCCUGAUGGGGCUGUUGCUGUCCAUUGCUGUGGUUACCGUUGGCGGUAUCCCGACGUCGGUUCUCGUCAACGCAAAGACGGCCAUCGCUCAAGGGCAUGAUGAUUCCGCAACUGGACCAGUUCAACAAGCCAUGAAAUCACACAGCAGCGACAGCACUCUUCCCACCGAAAGCAAAAGUCAAAUAUCCGUUCUCCACAAGCGCGGAGUCAAUCCACUGGUGUACAACGAUUUGGACUACUCGGGAAAUUCAAUUCCCCGCGGGGGCACGUGGGACGAUCCGGAUGGACCGCCACCGCAGGCCGCAGCGUCUAUCUUCCCCGAUCAACUGUUCGGUGGAACUGUUCGUGACAAUCGGCUGAGAAACUAUGACCUGCUGGCAAGUUUACUCAGUCAACCGGCGAUCCAGAGCUUCUACGGUGAACCGGUAAUCCCGUCAGUUAACUAUCCUUCGGCAUACUACGGAGCACUGGGUGAUCGAACCAAGCGGAUGGCUGCGGAUAGCAAGAACCGUCAUCAAUCGAUAAGGUUAAAACGCAGUCCAGCAAAAAUGUCUCCAGCCGAUGCCCUGUCGCUACUUGCCCUGCUAGAGUCCCGUGAUCCAUACGUUUCGGACUACUACCCGUCGAUUUCGCAGGCCAACGGUCCCAAUGAUGUGCUACCCUACUCAGGAAAUUCAUUCUAUCAGGACGUUCCCCUUGCGCUAGCUCUAGCCCGUUCCCCUGGAAGCACCGGUCCGAUGGCACCCUACAGCGACGCAGACGGUGCAUGGAUGAACACGUGGACCGAACCGGCCGUCGACUAUUUGGGAUUCCCGUUGGACGUUGACACACUUUCCCGACUGGAUGGAUAUGGCGGCAAGCCUACCAAAAACGGAUUCUCCCACCAGAAACGAUUUAUGAUUACAAAGCGAAAACGCAGCGUUAGACAGACCGACGGUGAUGACUGCAAAAAUGGCAAGAAAUCUUGUCUGCUGCAAAAGUAUGCUCAACUGCAACACGAUAAAAUCUCUCCGGUUUAGGCGGAAAUGGCAAUCGACCUCGGCACAUCCCACACUGACACUGUAACAUAACCGCAAACACAACCCAUCUAUGAAAAUAAGACAAAAUCCGCAAGCAAUGGAAAGUCAGGCGGAGAAAACGGCUUGAAGGAAAUUGAGUAAGAUCACACUCUCAAAUGCUUCCAUACUACGCGAAAAAGAACGGAAAAACGGCAACCAACAAUCGGAUCAAUGGAAACUGGAUUAUGAAUUUAGCUAACUCACUGUAAAUGUCAAGUGUUUCAUAGCACAUAUAUUUCUCCGUAAUUUCGUUGAAAAAUAUUCUUGGGAAUGGAAUAUCAUUAUAUUAUUUAAAUAAAAUGAAACUUACAUUAUACAAGCACAUACUUAAUCAAAUUGGAAUAAUGAUGUUUUCCCGUUUAAACGAUGUUUCAAAUUAAUCAAAAUAUAAUACUUAAACAUUGUGACUACCAUUGCAAAUGAUUGUAGUAUCAGACACCUUUCAGAAGGCCGCAAGGAGAACGUUCAAGAUCAAUUGUUCUCCCAUAUUGGGGUUUUAUCAAUUAACUUGCUGUAUUGUAACUAGCAAUUAUACAUUACCAUCACAAUGCAAAAUGCGAUAAGAUUACGGUUCAGAGGUAAAAAAUAGUACUAGUGAAAAGAAUUACAUUCUAUUAAAAACUUUAAACUAAUAUAUUGUAUAUAUAUUUAUCACAAGACAAUGCUAAUCGUUCAAAAUCCACAAUAAACCUUACUAGCAACCAGACGGUGUUAUUUUGCACAUCAAAAGUAAAACGGAAAAAUCAACAAAAAUCGUGAUUAUUUUCUUGCGAAUCGAGAACAGUUUUAUUCCUAGAUUUCCAAGCGGAUUAUGCCAAACAGGACGCUAUUUCAGGUGCCCACUGAGGGAGACAGCGUUGCUGUUGAUCACGAAUUUCAAAUAAAAAACCCUUUGGUUGGAAAACAA
This is a messenger RNA of Topomyia yanbarensis, 2311 nucleotides long. RefSeq lists its product as uncharacterized. The record is from RefSeq and is a predicted model, not a curated record. Bases 286 to 1365 code for a protein of 359 amino acids. Lineage: Eukaryota; Metazoa; Arthropoda; Insecta; Diptera; Culicidae. The transcript is spliced from 6 exons.